AUGUCUCAAUCUACUUCUUGGGAAAAAUUACUAGCCGAAAACUCUCGCUUAAAGGCUCAAUUAGAAGCCAUUACCGAAGGGGGAGGUAUUAAAAUAAUUUUCCCGGAUAAAGAUAUUGCUAGACAGAUAAUUCGCAAAAUUAAUCCUCGUAUAUUAAAGGAGUUGCCUCGUUAUUCUUUUAGUUCUAAUAAUUCUUCUAAUCUCGUUCUCGAAGGUGAUAAUUUACAUGCUCUCGCUUCUCUUUAUCAAUACCGGAAUAAAGUAGAUUUAAUUUUAACUGAUCCUCCUUAUAAUACUGGUAAAGAUUUCCGUUAUAAUGAUAAACAGACUAAACUGCCUAAUGAUGAAGAGUUGGGAGAUUUAAUUAAAUCCGAUGACCCUGCCAAGCAUACCAAAUGA
Racocetra persica is the source of this 399-nucleotide messenger RNA. Lineage: Eukaryota; Fungi; Glomeromycota; Glomeromycetes; Diversisporales; Gigasporaceae. The record is from the annotation of a GenBank genome assembly.